Trichomonas vaginalis G3 is the source of this 616-nucleotide messenger RNA. RefSeq lists its product as uncharacterized. The transcript has a single exon. Lineage: Eukaryota; Parabasalia; Trichomonadida; Trichomonadidae. The record is from RefSeq and is a predicted model, not a curated record. The annotation marks the transcript as partial.
AUGAACAAAAACGGAACAGCUAAAAUGAAUGAUAAUCAAAUUAGAGCAGAAGGUAGAAGGUUAUUUAAACGCUUCUAUAACAUUCCUGAUGGUGUUAAUCCUAAAACUCGUAGAAGCUAUUUAAAUGAAGCAAUAGAUGCAUAUGAAGGGUUUGACAUUUCAUCAGAAAGUGAGAGAUUAGCGAGAAUGUUAAAUGUUAAUAUUGAUUUCUAUUAUUGUGAUCCUCAACCAGAAGACGUGGACAUAAAUAAGGUAGACUUUCCAUUAGUGGAAUCAAUAAUGAUAGAUCCAGAAUUUGAAACAGUAAAUAUUUUAUUAACACAGAGUCCAUGUGGAAAACUUCACGCUGACAGAAUAACAGACGUUGAAGCACUCACCGGCUAUAAAGUUUGUCCAUAUUGUAAAGAAGAAGUUUAUUCUAUCCGUGAUGAUCCAGAAAGGAAAAACCAAAGAAGAUUUUUAAAGCAUUGUGAGAAAUGUAAAGAAAAUAAUGGAAGAUUAAUUCAAGACGUUCAAUUGCAAAAGACCCAGCAACCAUAUGCACCACAUAUUACGAAACAGAAGAUAUAUCAGUGGUUAUUAGCUCACAAUUUGCAGAAAUAUUAUAAACCGACAA